AUGACUACAGUAACCCUCUUAUUUGCAGUCUCCCAUCCCUUCCAACCCUCUACCAACACCACUGAACCUGAUUGGGUCUCCUCAUUCGUCUCCCCAGUAACAUCUGAACAAAUGGAAAAUGUUGCGAUUCGACAAGGACCGCGUGCCUAUGAUAUCCCGAUAUUCCGGAAGCCGCUGAAUUUUUACUAUAGAAUUUCUAGUCCUGAACCACCAAAAGUUUCCAAAGUUCCAACUCGUUUGCAAAAACGGACCAACUCGACGGCCUCGACUGCUUCGAGUAGCAACAGAAGAUCUAAUGAUCGUCCGCCAUUUCGAGUCUCGAUUUACUGUGGAAUGGCUUUUCUGAACUGCCCGAGGGAUUGCAUCACAUCGAAUGACGUCUUGAAUUUUGUUCUCCACCACUUCAAAUUCUUCCGAAAUGUUAAAGAGAUCCACUCUACCAUCUGCAAAAAUUUGAAAGACAAAACGGAAAAAUUCGUUCGCGUCGUGAAUGCAGGAGAGCAAUUCGGGAAUAUGAAUACAUACACUCUGAAACCAGGAGCCGACCCGAAGACGUGGCUCACGACACGCGAUAGAUACUAUAUGGAGCACAUUGAUACGAGAGGAAAAGAAUUCUACGAUAGAAUCUUUAUCGGAGACGUCGGUUUGCCACGUCAACUCUUUUAUUCUGUCAUCGGUCGAAAGUUCCCGAAUCUGGCAGGUCCGGAGAACUCUGCUCUCUUCUAUCAUCUCGUUUCUAUGAAGAUGAAUCCGUGGAAUCAAAAACUCUUGUUCCGCGAAUUCAAAGAUACGGAGCACUCUGGAAAUGAGCCCAAGUUCAUUGAGAGUCAGUAUCUCCGUUAUGAUGGACGAUCGAUGAGGGAGCAAAAGAAAUGGGACUCGAAUGGAGCUGGUAUUCCAUUUUAUCGAGAUGCUAAAUCAUUUCUUGAUAAAAUCGAGAAAUACUAUCAACUCCAGAAGACCUGCAAGGCUCGGGAACUCGACAAUUGGACAACACCUUCUUCAGAUGACGUGGCAAAAAUUCUUGAAAUCAUUAUCUAA
This is a messenger RNA of Caenorhabditis remanei, 1041 nucleotides long. RefSeq lists its product as uncharacterized. NCBI's taxonomy places the organism in Eukaryota, Metazoa, Nematoda, Chromadorea, Rhabditida, Rhabditidae. The transcript has 3 exons. Bases 1 to 1041 code for a protein of 346 amino acids. The record is from RefSeq and is a predicted model, not a curated record.